UCACAUGAAGAAAAAUAUGACAAACCAAUCUUGUCCAACACAGCUAUUUCAUUUUUACUCUCGCAAGAUGCAUAGAAGUUUGCUUUGGCACUGUACACCUCGUCUACUCUAGCAAACAAACAAACCCGACGUAUACUUCUGAAACUCACUUGACUACUUCACAUUCACACUCACUGUUCUGCGUUGCGUCCUACGUAGUAACCAGGACCAUGAAUUCCAACAUUGAUUCAACAGACCAUAGCCAGGAUCAAAGCAGAAAACGAAACCUACCCGAUGCUGAUGAUUCUCCGGCGCCGAAUUUCCACAUUGAUUCAUCAGACCAUAACCAGGACCAAAGUAAAAAACGAAAGCAACCCAAUGAUGAAGAUUCUCCAUCGCUUGAAUCGCCUUGUUCCAACAUGAACCCCAGAAGGUAUCAGAUAGAGGUGUAUGAAGUUGCAAGGAGAAGGAACACUAUAGCUGUGUUGGAUACAGGGUCAGGUAAGACCCUGAUUGCUGUAAUGCUUAUGAAAGAGGUUGGUCAAGCCAUCAAGACUAGUGGUGUAAAGAAGCUGAUUAUUUUCUUGGCUCCCACAGUUCAUCUUGUCAAUCAGCAAUUCAAGAAUAUAAAAUUUCUGACUGAUUUUCAAGUUGAGGAAUACUAUGGGGCUAAAGGAGUUGAUACAUGGACUUUGAAGACGUGGGAGAAGGAGAUUAGUAACAAUGAUGUUCUGGUUAUGACACCCCAGAUUCUUUUGGAUGCGUUAAGAAAAGCAUUCCUGCGUAUGGAAAUGAUAUGCUUGAUUGUUAUUGAUGAAUGUCAUAGAACAAUUGGCAAUCAUCCUUAUACAAAAAUAAUGAAGGAAUUUUAUCACCAAGCUAAUGAAAAGCCAAAGAUUUUUGGGAUGACAGCAUCACCUGUUGGUAAAAAAGGUGUUUCCUCUACUAUGGAUUGUGAGGAUCAGAUAUCAGAACUUGAAAGCAUCUUGGAUUCUCAGAGAUAUACUGUUGAAGAUCGGACAGAGAUGGAUAGGUGUGUCCCAUCUGCUAAAGAGAGUUGUAGAUAUUAUGACCAAGCACGAUUUUCUGCUUUGAGUUUGAAACCAAAGAUUGAAGCCUUGUCGUUCAAGUUUGAUGCAUUGUUAUCAGAAAAUCAAAGUAACUAUAAGGAUGUGGAAAAUAAAUUUAAGACACUUUCUCAGCGGAUGUCCAAUGAACUUGCAAAAAUUUUACAUUGCCUUGAAGAUCUUGGGAUCCUAUGUGCUUAUGAGGCUGUUAAAAUCUGUCAUGAGAAUUUUUCCAAAUCUGAAGGAGAGUGUGAAAUUUACAGAAAAGGUUAUCUUCAAUGUAUAACUUUUCUUGAAGAAGUAAUCAAAUUAAUCGAAGAAUCCCUCCAUCUUGCUGAUAAAAAGAUUUUGGAGGUUGAUUUUAAUUAUUCUCAGGCAGAAGAUUUGGGAUACAUAUCUCCCAAAUUAAUUGAACUUAUUAAACUCUUUCAGUCAUUUGGAGAAUCUAGUCAGGUGUUGUGCCUUAUUUUUGUUGAUAGAAUCAUUACCGCAAAGGUGAUCCAAAGAUUCGCAAAGACAGUUCCCAAUAUUUCUCAUUUCACAGUUUCCUAUUUAACUGGUAACAAUACAUCGGUUGAUGCUCUGGCUCCUAAGAGGCAGAAGGAGAUAUUGGAUUCUUUCCGCUCUGGAAAGGUCAAUCUAUUAUUUACUACUGAUGUACUUGAGGAAGGAAUUCAUGUGCCAAACUGCUCAUGUGUGAUACGUUUUGACCUCCCAAAGACAGUUCGUAGUUAUGUCCAAUCUCGUGGAAGAUCUAGGCAGGCAAACUCCCAAUUUGUUGUGAUGUUGGAGAGGGGAAACUUGAAGCAAAGAGAUCAACUCUUUGAUAUCAUUAGGAGUGAGCGGUCCAUGACUGAUGCAUCUAUUUAUAAAGAACAUGAAUCUAGUUUAAGGGCAUGUAUGGUGGGGAAAACAAAUGCAUACUAUGUGGAAUCCACUGGAGCAUCUUUCACUUUAGAUUCUAGUGUUAGUCUCAUCCACCGAUACUGUGGAACACUCCCUCGAGAUAAGUACUCCUGUGUAAAGCCCAAUUUUGAGUUUCUGUCUGUGGAAGGGGGUUAUCAGUGUAAAUUAAUAUUACCAUCUAAUUCAGCUUUCCAAACAAUAAUUGGUCCUUCUGGAAAAGAUAUGCGUUUGGCAAAGCAUCUUGCAUGUUUCGAAGCUUGUAAGAAGCUGCAUCAAAUGGGUGCCUUAAAUGAACAUUUGGUUCCAUUAAUUGAAGAUUCUUCAGAAGAUGACCAUAUUGUGAAAAAUAAAGAAUCAAGUUCUGGUGCAGGGACCACAAAAAGAAAGGAGUUACAUGGAAAAGCUAACAUUCAUGCAUUAAGUGGUGCAUGGGGAGACAAACUCACUAGAGUCAAAUUUAAUGCGUAUAAAUUUGAAUUCACAUGUAAUAUUGUAAGUGAAAUAUACUCUGGGUUUGCUCUUUUGAUUGAGUCAGAGCUUGAUGAGGAUGUGGGAAAUGUAAAUUUAGAUCUUUAUUUAGUCUCAAAGAUUGUGAAAGCUUCCGUCUCUUCAUGUGGGCAAGUUGAUUUGGAUGCUGAACAGAUGAUGAGAGCAAAAUGCUUCCAUGAGCUUUUUUUCAAUGGUUUGUUUGGGAGACUGGUCUUGAAGUCCAAAUCAGCAGGAGAAAGGGAAUUUUUACUUCAGAAAGACACAAACUCAUUGUGGAGCCCAAAACACUUGUAUUUGCUUCUACCACUAGAGAAAUUGAAUGAUAUCUGUGAGGGAUCUUUGCAAAUUAAUUGGUGUGGAAUUAAUUCUUGUGCUUCUGCUAUCAAAUUUUUAAGGAGGAAAUUUUCUUUGGUCACUGGAGAUUGUGAUGAUAACGGCACAAUCACAUCACCUCAUGAUACCAGUUCAUCAGAGAUGGAAUGUGUAGGAGCAAACAAGAUUCACUUUGCUAAUUGUGUGGUUGAUGCUGAUAAUAUAAAAGACAGGGUAGUUUUGGCCAUUCACACUGGGAAAAUAUAUUGUAUUAUUGAGAUCGACAGUAACCUAUCUGCUGAAAGUCCUUUCUAUGGAAACAAUGAAAAAUCAAAGGAAAGCAUUACCUUCUCGGAUUAUUUCAGCAAAAGUUAUGGAAUUUCACUGAGACAUCCUGGACAGCCUAUGUUACGGUUGAAGCAAAGUCAUAAUCCACACAAUCUUCUUUUCAACUUCUAUGAGGAAGAUGCACGAGACAAGUCAUCAAAAAUUGGCCCUGCAGCCUCAAAAUUGCCAGUGCAUGUUCAUAUUCCUCCCGAGCUUCUAUACAUUCUUGAUGUUAAAAGAGAUGUGUUGAAAUCACUGUACUUGCUGCCAUCUCUGAUGUACCGCAUUGAAUCUUUGAUGUUAUCUAGUCAGCUUAGAGAAGAGAUAGAUGGUCAAACUAGCAAGUUCAACAUACGUAGCUCACUGAUUCUAGAAUCACUUACAACUUUGAGAUGUAGUGAAAGUUUUUCAAUGGAACGUCUUGAGUUGCUAGGAGAUUCUGUUUUGAAGUAUGUGGUGAGUUGUCACCUCUUUCUUAAAUAUCCUAAAAAACACGAAGGACAAUUAUCUGCCAGACGAUCAUCGGCUGUUUGUAACUCAACCCUACAUAAACUGGGGACAGAUCGCAAAUUACAGGGAUAUAUUCGAGACUCUGCUUUUGAACCACGCCGUUGGGUUGCUCCAGGACAGCGUUCUAUACACCUUGUUUGUUGUGAUUGUGGGUUGGAAACCCUUGAAGUGCCUUUAGAUGCAAAAUUCCAUACUGAAGAUCCAAAAGUUGUGGUUGGGAAGUUUUGCGACAGAGGUCACCGCUGGAUGUGUUCUAAGACUAUUGCUGACUGUGUUGAAGCUCUGAUAGGAGCAUACUAUGUAGAUGGUGGACUUUUUGCUUCACUUAAUGUGAUGAAAUGGCUUGGGAUUGGUGCUGAACUUGAACUAUCAUUGGUUGAUGAAGCAAUCACUGCUGCAUCUCUGCGUACAUGUUUGCCAAAAGAAAGUGAGAUUGCAAGCCUUGAAAAGAAAAUUGGGUAUGAAUUUUCGGUCAAGGGACUCUUACUGGAGGCAAUCACACAUUUGUCUGAGAAAGAACUUGGGAUUGGCUGCUGUUAUGAGAGGCUUGAAUUUCUAGGUGACUCGGUAUUGGACCUGCUUAUCACAUGGCAUCUUUAUCAGAGUCACACAGAUAUUGAUCCAGGGGUGUUGACUGACUUACGUUCUGCUUCUGUCAAUAAUGACAAUUUUGCUCAAGUUGCUGUUAGACAUAACCUUCACCAGCACCUUCUACAUAGCUCAGGAUUAUUACUGAGCCAGAUAUCAGAAUAUGUGAAGGUCAUUUCUGAAUCAGAUCCCAGAUCACUUCCAAGUAUUAGUGCUCCCAAGGCACUUGGAGAUGUAGUGGAAAGUAUAGUUGGGGCUAUACUAAUUGAUACCAAGCUCAGUCUUGACCAAGUGUGGAACGUUUUCUAUUCUCUAUUAUCUCCCAUUGUUACUCCUGAUAAACUUGAAUUGCCUCCAUUUCGUGAAUUAAAUGAAUUAUGUGAUUCGCUCGGUUAUUUUGUAAAAGUAAAAGAAAAUUGUGAAAAAGUGGGAUCAGCAAUGCAUGUUGAGGUUAGUGUACAACUUCCAAAUGCCCUAUUGGUUCGUGAAGGAAAGGGGGCAAAUAAAAAAACUGCAAAAGGAGAAGCUGCUUUUUAUUUGUUGAAGGAUCUUGAGAAGCAGGGAAUUUCACAUGGUAGUUUCAUGUCCAAGGGAAAAAGAGAUAAUCCUGACCAUGUCUAUGGUUCAUCUCAUCUCAAAAUGGAUUCUAGUAUUCUAAUUGAAGAACAUUCCUCAGAGCCAGCAUCACAUAAAAGGCACAUAUUGGAUGAAACUAACUUAACUGCAAUUAAUUUAUCAAUUAAUAUGAAGAAGGGAGGACCGCGGACCACAUUAUAUGAAGUAUGUAAGAAAUUACAGUGGCCAGUGCCUACAUUUGAUUCAACAGAAUAUAAAGAUAGAUCUCUAUUUGAAUCCUGUGAGGGGCUGCAAGGAAGCAAGGGACAGAACUGCUUUGUGUCGAAAAUUACCUUGUGCAUACCCAAUUAUGGUAAUAUAGAAAGCAAAGGAGAAGCUAGAAGUGAUAAGAAGACCUCCUUUGACUCUGCUGCAGUUCAAAUGCUUCUUGAGCUGCAAAGACUGGGAAAAGUUGAAAUUGAUCCUCUCCCUUCUAGUUAGGGGAAGAGAAAGGAAAGAAAAGGGAAGGGAAGGAAAAGAAAAGGGAGAGAAUAUAAGAGAAGGGAUAGUACCCCAAUUUUGUGCCCCCAAAAAACAUGAACUGUUGUUUUGUGCCAUUGAUCUGGUAAAUUCUCUCAGAUUAAUGGCAGAGGACCAUUAGUUUACAGUAUUUUUGGGGUUGCAAAUUUGUGGUACUAGUAUUGUGACCAAGAAGAGAAAAUGAUUGGAAAAAAAAAGGAUUGAAAAAAAUGAGGUGGUGUUUGAGAAGAUUCAAGUGAGAAUAAACAGAAGUCCUUUUCCUUUCCUUUCCUUUCCUUUCCCCAGGGAAGGAAAAGAAAACUCAAACAGCAAAGGUUGAUCAAUUUUAUUCAUAAAACAUAAAAUUGCAGAACAUGACUUUGACGCAAUAAUAUUGCAUGUACAUGAAUGUAGUAGCUGUUCUUAGGGCACUUGUGCAUGUAUGUAGUAUCUUGUUCAAUUUUUUUCCGUACAUAAUUUAAGUUGAUUUCAUCUUCAUAUACACGAAGACACUUUUAUCCUGA
Molecule: messenger RNA, 5776 nt
Organism: Glycine soja
Lineage: Eukaryota; Viridiplantae; Streptophyta; Magnoliopsida; Fabales; Fabaceae
Product: endoribonuclease Dicer homolog 3a
Exons: 25
Coding region: 210-5234 (1674 amino acids)
Biological process (GO): siRNA processing
Cellular component (GO): cytoplasm; nucleus
Molecular function (GO): protein binding; RNA binding; ribonuclease III activity
Source: RefSeq, a predicted model, not a curated record